Molecule: messenger RNA, 2067 nt
Organism: Lolium perenne
Lineage: Eukaryota; Viridiplantae; Streptophyta; Magnoliopsida; Poales; Poaceae
Source: RefSeq, a predicted model, not a curated record
AUGUACUAUCUCAAUUCAUAGGUCUUCUCCACAUACACACAAGUGAAAGAAAAACCAAUGGAGACGACGGUGCUGAGCUUGGCCAAGUCUGUGCUGAAUGGAGCCGUGGCUAAGGCGACAUCUGUCAUCACGGAGGAGGUGGCCUUGCAGCUUGGCGUCCGGAGAGAUGUUGCCUUCAUCAACGAUGAGUUUGAGAUGAUGCAAACUUUCCUGCUGGCGGCUGACGAGGAGCGGGGCGAGAAGAAGGUUGUUCGGACAUGGGUGAAGCAAGUACGAGAUCUUGGCUACGACGUGGAGGACUGCCUCCAGGACUUCUCGCUUCAUCUAGAGAAACCAUCUUGGUGGCGGUUCCCUUGCACCAUGCGGAAGCGCCGCAGUAUUGCCAAUGAGAUUAUAGAUCUGAGAGCCAGAGUGGAGGACGUCAGCCAUAGGAAUCUCCGUUACCGCCUCAUCGAAGAUCCCAACUCAAAGCCAACCACAGCUGCUGACAGGUACUUGUCCAGCACUGCUGCAGUAUUUGGCAUUGACGGAGCAAGACGUGCUGCGAAGCUGGAAAAUGACAAGGUGGACCUUGUUGACCUGAUCACCAAGGAUGAUAAAGAUCUUAGGGUUAUCACGGUGUGGGGAACAGGCAAUGAUCUUGGAAAGAUGUCGACCAUCAGGAAGGCUUAUGAGGAUCCCAAGGUAACCAAAAAGUUCAGAUGCCGUGCUUGGGUAAAGCUAGUAAAUCCUUUCGAUCCAGACGAGUUCCUGCGGAGCCUUGUGAGGCAGUUCUAUGGUAAUUCUGAUUUGAUUGGAACUCCAAAACAAGGAAGAACUAUGGGGGUUCACAUCUCCAAGAGCAUGGCAGCAGAAUGCGACAUGGAGAAUGAGUUUGAUAGGCAUGUCAACGAGAACCAAUACAUGAUUGUCAUUGAGGACCUGUCAACCAUAUCAGAGUGGGACUGGAUCAAACUGUACUUGCCCAACACGAACAAGGGGAGUAGAAUUUUAGUGUCAACGCAACAAAUAGAACUCGCAAGUUUGUGCGUUGGUCAGCCAAAUCAAGUAUCGGAGCUCAAACAGUUCUCGUCAGAUCAGUCCCUUUACAUCUUCUUCCACAAGGAGGGUAAUGAUCCGACUGAGACGUCACUGGAUACCCAACGGGGCCUGAAUGUGGCCGCUCAUGAAACAAUUACGGAACUAAUUUCUCAAGACCGUAAGACGCGUGAAGUAAUAUCCAUUUGGGGAUCAGAUAUUACUCAGAGAACGGCCCUCGUGAGAAGCAUUUACGAGAACCAAGAGCUUGAUGGCAAGUUUCAGAGGUGUGCCUGGAUCACUGUCCAGCAUCCUAUUGAUCAUGCUGUUUUCCUUAAGAGCUUAAUUCUUGAGCUGGAUGGAGAAAACCUAGAAGCCGAAGCUGAUAAAUUGGUUGAAGAGUUAGCCAGUCUUCUGAAAGGACAGAUGUACCUAAUUGUUCUUGACAAUAUAUCAACCAGCAUUGAGUGGGACUCAAUAGUAUCAUAUUUUCCGACAGAAGGGUGUAGAAGCAGGAUCAUAGUCACAACAGCUGAUGGAAGUGUUGCCAAGCACUGUUCAGAGAAACACGAGAACACUCACGAGCUCCAAGUUCAAGAAGAUGAUAUAGAGGCUGACUCAAACAAAAAGAAGGAGUUCAAAGCAAUUGGCCUUCAUUCCAGUUUCACCGAGUCGGAUUUAGAGUCAAACUCAAUUCUGGAGAGUGCCAAAGAUAACGGGGCAACAAUGGAAGAACCUGAGCUUAUUGGACGCGAGGAGGAGAAAUCUCGCAUCGUUAAAAUGUUACUUCGUCCAGAUGGUGGCAAUCAAUAUUGUCCUUUCAAUCCAGAUGAGUUCAAGAGCGGACUUGCUUUGCAGUUACAAUACCGUAAAAUACCCAAUAUAAUUGCCAGUGUGACAAGAGGCAGCAUCCAGAGUUACUCCAUAGAGGAAACAGAGCAAUUACUUGGAAAUGUCACAGAGAAGCUCCUUAUUGUGGUUGAUGGUAUAUCAUCGGAGGGUGAAUGGCACAUGAACCUGUCAGCGAUGACGUUAAGCGUGGGUCAGUGA